Molecule: messenger RNA, 568 nt
Organism: Tripterygium wilfordii
Lineage: Eukaryota; Viridiplantae; Streptophyta; Magnoliopsida; Celastrales; Celastraceae
Product: DNA-binding protein S1FA-like
Exons: 2
Coding region: 115-369 (84 amino acids)
Biological process (GO): regulation of DNA-templated transcription
Cellular component (GO): nucleus
Molecular function (GO): DNA binding
Source: RefSeq, a predicted model, not a curated record
UUUCUAUUGACUCGUGUGAUACCGUUUUCGUCAAUUUUGUUAAAACGUGAUACAUCUGUCUCUCUGGAAUCUUCUGUGUUGAGUGGCCUGAGUUGAUCUCUCCGAGUCGCAGCUAUGAGCGACGAUUUUGAGUUCUCUGAUAAGGUUCCUCCUUCAUUCGAGCGGAUGACUGCUGAAACCAAAGGCUUCAACCCGGGGUUGACUGUGCUGCUGGUUGUUGGGGGCCUUCUACUCGCAUUCUUUGUGGGGAAUUACAUCAUGUAUUUGCAAGCGCAGAAAAUCCUACCUCUGAGAAAGAAGAAGCCAAUCUCUAAGAAGAAGAUGAAGAGGGAGAAACUGAAGCAAGGUGUAUCAGCACCAGGGGAGUAGAAAUACAAACCUUGUGUUUCUCUGCUUCUUCACUGUUUUCUGUUCAUGUUUGAACUCUACAGAGUCGUUCUUGUCGUCUCUCAUGUUCAAUUUGUACUGGCUAGAACAUUAGUCUCAUAAGUAGAAGUGAAAUCCCAUACUAAGGCAGAAAGUACAAUGCAGUUUGUUUCCCGGCAUUUGCACAUUGUUGGCUUAUCUU